This is a messenger RNA of Triticum urartu, 1659 nucleotides long. The record is from RefSeq and is a predicted model, not a curated record. NCBI's taxonomy places the organism in Eukaryota, Viridiplantae, Streptophyta, Magnoliopsida, Poales, Poaceae.
AUGGUCAUGAACUCAACGCUGGGACAAAAACAAAACAGAGUCCAAUCCCGCACGCAACCUCCUCCCCGUUCCUCUCUGCCCUGCGCCGUUCCCAUCCUCUGUAGAAGGAGCACGGCUCUCGUCGAUGUGCCUGGUGGGGAUCCGGUGCAUCCCCUCUCCGCUCGCCUCCUCCUCUCCUGGGUCCCUGCGUUGCCGGCUCAGCCGCUUCUCCUGCGUCUUCUCCUCCCCGCUUCUCUCCUCCUAGUCGAGUCCUGGACCAGAUCGGCGUCCGGCGCAGGAGGCUCGGGGUGGUCGCAGGUUCGGGCGCCAUCUCCUUCCUUCCCGUACACUGGGAUCAAACAGCCCGCGGCCUGGCGGUGCCGGCCUGGAUCCGGAGGCAGAUGGACCAGAUCCUGGAGCUGGGCACGAAGGAGCUCGAGGUCGACGACUCCGGCUUCGUCCUCCUCCUCUGACGUCGCCACCUUGCUCAGUUUUCUGUUCCCAUUUCCUGGAUUGCGGGUCCUGAUGCGCAAGAUUCUUCUGUUUGCUAUGGGUCCUGGACGAUGGCAAGCAUUGACGUGCGUACGCCGUUGCAACAGCCACACCUCAACCCUCCCGACGCACGCAAUAAUCAGCGGUGCCAAAAUGAUUUGGUGUUUGCAAAGGUCGCUUUUGUUGCAUUUUCUACGUGAGAAACCAUCUCAGGCUUUGAUCUCCAACCCCUACUCUGCUGUGGUUCUGUGGGAGCAAGAAGAGCAUGCAUGCUUUCUCUCUACAUCUAGGGUCCAUACGGCCAGAUUGACGGGCCUAAACUCUGGCUUCACUUGGAUUUAUGUGAAUAUAAGCGUAAGAGGUCUAGUGGCAAUGCUACAAAAUCACUGCAGGCGUGAGUAUCCGGAUUGCACUGCUGCUGGCCGUUUCUUGCGAUUGCGUACAACAGGCUUCUGACAAAGCCAAGUCAUGGCCUCAUUAGGCCCCUUUUUCCAGCCAAACUGAAAGCACUUCAUGUUAGCUUGUAUUCGCUUUUGGAUUAACUACAAUGCAUUGUACCCAUCCAUGCUCCAGGGCGAGUCGUACAUAUCCUCGUUAGAUGUACCAAUGCCUAUGAUGGUUCUGAACUCUAAUGAUAUAGUAUCGUAUGUUUGAUCGAUGUUCUACUAUUAGAUCAUAAUGUUAUAGCAUAUGCCCAUAUUGAUGUACAUGAGUUAGACUAAUGACGAAACAUGGCAGCCGAAUGUGCCGAGACAAGAUAAAUGCGCACAUGCCUUCUCGUAAAAGUUUGAUACACUUUUCAAGAAAACGAACUUUGGUUAAUCAUUAAGCUAUAACUUUUCUCAUAUUUGAACAACAAGGUUAUUUGAGUUCUUCUAAAAAAGUGGCAAUGUUAAAAAAAUGGUUAUUUUGUGUAACUUUUGCAAACUUUGUGGAAAGAAGCUGCAAAUAACUAAUUUCGCUGUCAAGUCUACAGUCCAAUGUUAAUCUAGAGGGUGGAAUCUUUAAACUUUGUUGAUGCUUUCUUGUCCGUUUUGAUCUAAUAUCUGUCUGGUGUGGUUUGUAUAAAACUUAUGGUGGUAUAAUUAGUUUUGCUUUUUCUUGCAGGAUAUAAUAACGUUGUAGAUAGACGGAGACUGAAUCAGUUGACACUACUUUGAUGUCUAUCGAGCCAAUGGGACAACAAAG